AUGGAGUCCAUUGAAAGCACAAUUCAGAAAAAGCCUGGAGAAACUCUGACUCUGUCCUGUAAAGGAUCUGGGUUCAGCUUUGACUGCUGUAGCAUGCACUGGAUCAGACAACAAGCUGGAAAACCACUUGUGUGGAUGGGUCUGGGCUACAGUUCUGGAAGUGGACAUAAGGCAGAAUCCUUUAAGGGGAGGCUUGAAAUCACCAGAGAUGAUUCCAAAAGCAUGAUGUAUCUGAAACUGUCUGGACUGACAGAAGAGGACUCAGGUCAGCCCUCCUGCAUCAACUCUAAUAGCUGA
This is a messenger RNA of Cyprinus carpio (common carp), 297 nucleotides long. Its product is annotated as Ig heavy chain V region 3. Gene Ontology annotation, molecular function: antigen binding; immunoglobulin receptor binding. The coding region runs from base 1 to 297 and encodes 98 amino acids. The transcript has 2 exons. NCBI's taxonomy places the organism in Eukaryota, Metazoa, Chordata, Actinopteri, Cypriniformes, Cyprinidae. Gene Ontology annotation, cellular component: external side of plasma membrane; blood microparticle; immunoglobulin complex, circulating. Gene Ontology annotation, biological process: positive regulation of B cell activation; B cell receptor signaling pathway; innate immune response. The record is from RefSeq and is a predicted model, not a curated record.